Molecule: messenger RNA, 3525 nt
Organism: Debaryomyces fabryi
Lineage: Eukaryota; Fungi; Ascomycota; Pichiomycetes; Serinales; Debaryomycetaceae
Exons: 1
Coding region: 1-3525 (1174 amino acids)
Cellular component (GO): endoplasmic reticulum; plasma membrane; cytoplasm
Molecular function (GO): protein binding
Source: RefSeq, a predicted model, not a curated record
AUGACUUCGCCUGACGAUUUUCGACAGAUAAAGUUAAUAUCUGUUACCUUCAAGGAGGCUGCAUUAGACUCUCCUAGCUUUAGAGCAUCAAUAAAUCAUAUAGAUGAUCAAAUUGAUAACAUUGAGAAAUGGGUUAUUGCAUUAUCAAGUUCUGUUAAGAAAUUCCCGAAAUACUUAGAAGAAUUGCAAUCAUUUUCGAACUCAUUCUUAGAGCAUCUAGUGCCUCUGUUUAUCCAAGAUGGCUUAAUAGACCAGGAAUACACCGUUCAAUCAUUAACUACGACAGGAGAUGGGUUGAAGAGACUUUGGGGUACAAGUCUUGCUGCGAUGAAUGUCAAGUCAUCUACAAUUGAUAGGUUGCAUUCUCGGGUCAUAAAGGAUAUUAAUAAUUACAAAGAGCUGAGGGCACGUUUUGAGAUGGCUCAAAAUAAAUACGAUAAAUACUUGGAAAUAUAUCUUUCAUCGUCGAAAACUAAAAAUCCAACCAUAGUAAUGGAGGAUAUGGCUCAAUUGUUUCAAGUAAGACGAGAUUACAUACACGAAAGCCUCGAAGUGGUAAUUCAACUAACACGAUUGGGAAAUCUCUUAGAUAAGUUAUUAGUCAGGUUUAGUACUGACUUUUGGAAAGAAAAGAAGCAGAUAUUUACCGAUUGGGUUGAUACAGCUUACAAAGAAGAAUGGGAAAAAAUUCAGAAAAUUCAAAAUUGGAGUGACUGCUAUGCCUCUGCGAUCGGCAAGAUAAAUAAGGAUUUACACCAAGCCAGAUAUCAAGUAGAGCAAAGUUCGUCAAACCAGUACCAACCUUCUACUAAUGCCGACGACUAUAAUGUUUCUUUAAUAAAUGGAAAAUCUUUAUUAGAUAGCGAAGAAGUAGGAUUUGAGAAACAUGGAUAUCUUUUUAUGAAGACGUAUGUUGAAAAAUCUGCUAAGCCAGUUUGGGUUAGAAGAUGGGGUUUCAUUAAAAAUGGGGUUUUUGGAUUGUUGAUGUUGAGUCCAUCUAAGAAGUUUGUUCAAGAGUCAGAUAAAAUUGGUAUUCUUCUAUGUAAAAUUCAAUAUGCUCCAAAUGAAGAUAGGAGAUUCUGUUUUGAGAUCAAGACUGUUGAUAUAACUAUUGUUUUUCAAGUCGAUACUUUGAAAGAAUUAAAGUCAUGGUUAAGAGUAUUCGAGAAUGAGAGGACAAGAAUUUCUGACUCACAGGAUGCAGGGUUAUUUAAUAUUGCAUCUGGGAGGUAUCCCCCAAUUUUAACAGAAUUUGCGUCAACGGCGAAUACGUCAAUGGAUCGAGAGCUAACCAGCGCUAGAAUUGUUAACUCGGUGGGUCAAAUAAUUACUUCAAGUAAAUUGUCAAGCCACAUCGAAAAAAAUGAAGCUUUCUUUAGAAAUCAUAUUUAUUAUCAAAUUCCUCAAAUCAGACCUCCCUUUAUUACUGAUACUACCAGAUCCUCAAUUAUUGGAUAUAGUAUCGCAGACGCAACUUCUUUACCAACAGCCCUCACAGCUAAUAUCUGGGGAUCAGUUAAUUGGGGAUUGUACUAUUUAAAUGACUAUUAUGAUGCAAAACUAACAGAUCUGGAUAGACAGAGGGAUAUUGAAUUGGAAUCGGAAACCGAUAGUUAUGAAUCUGGUAUUCAUUAUCCACUUGGCUAUCCUGACGAUUUGGUACUGUUGGACAUACAAAUGAGAGCUCUUUUCGAGGUAGCAGUAGAAGCGGGUGAAAUUUGCUUGGUAUCAUUUAGAUGUAUUUGCUCACCUAACUCCAAGCAAGAUUUAAGUGGAAGAAGUUUCAUUACUAAAAAUCAUAUUUAUUUUUAUAUCCAAGAAAGCGGAUUUAUUUCGUUGCUUAAAAGACAUAUAGGGUCCAUAGUUUCUGUUGAAUACUCUCGUCGGAAACAUAAUGAUUUGCUCAAAAUUUAUAAUGUUAAGGGUGUUAUGACGAUGAAAUUAUUUUUGGACGAUGGUAACUUGAUUAGACAAAAACUAAUGCAUAUCAUGAACAAUCGGAUAAGUGAUAAUCCCAAGCGCAACCAAGGUCUUGUUACUGACUUAGUUGAAAUUGAAACUCAAUACUAUAAAGCAAUGACGGAUGCUAGAGAAAAUGUGUCGAAUAAUGAAAAUACUACAACUAUUAUACCAUCAGUUAUGGUAAGCAAUGAUGAAAAUCGGUCAAUGCAAUUUAAGGUUAAUUAUAGAGAUGAAUCAUAUUCCGUUCUCGAAGGAACUUAUAAUUUACCACCAAAGGCAAUAUUCCAUGCAUUACUAGGUGAUAAUUCUAUUAUUUUGGAUGGAAAAAAUGCUUUCACCAGUUUAGGAUCUAUCAUCAAGAUGCCGUGGAGUAAAUUGCCAAAUGGUAAAUUGCAUCGUAAAUUCAAUUCUCCAACAAUUUAUGAGGGACGAAAUAGAGGAGAGCUUCAAUUUGAGCAAAAUAUAGAAAGCAUGGUGGACGAUGAAUAUUAUAAUUUCACUCAUGUAAAAUCGAGCUAUAAAUUUCUUGGUUGCAAGUUCAGCAUCAAUUAUAGAUUCGUAAUAACGAGACUAACAUAUACUCAGAGUAAAUUCUUCGUUUACGCUAAAACUGAAUGUGACAAAUGCCUGGUUCUAUCGAAAAUGAUUCAAGCUGUAUGCCACAGACUUUGCAUUAACCAAGCUAAAGCUCUAGACGUGGAUUUGAAGAAUGUUGUAAAGAAAGUGGGUACACACGGCAUGAUUGUUAAAGCUAUAUACCUUUAUGGCAAAUUAACUCAAUAUGAGCAAUAUGUUGAUGAAGUCAAACCGAUUCCUGUUGUGAAAAUUAGAGUAUUGGGCGUUAUAAGUGUUAUCGUCAGACAAUUCCUAUUCUACAACUUGCUCAUAAUCUCAGGAUUGUUUCACUUUAUUGCAAAUUUAGUAAUAACGAUAGCUAGGGGUAUUCGCAUGAACUAUGCCCUAUUAUUUAUAUUAUUACUUUCGAUAUUAUUCAAUUUCUUUCUAAUGGGAAAAACCUCAUACUCAUACUGGAUCGUCCGCAGUGCUAGCAAGUUGGCGGAUGAACAUUUACACUCUAAGCCCAUGAUGCUACAGCGUGCAAUUUAUCUCCGUGACGCUACUGACAUGCUCGAAUCGAUUCAUGUUUCUCAGCUUCAUGUAAAUUCUACUUCGUCUCCAUGCUUUGAUACAUUCAAAAACACAUCCUUUGUCUUGAAUUACGAUAAGACCACUUCCUGGAAAAAUGAAUAUGCAGACGAAUCAACCAGGGAGGUCGCAAGAGGCUUGAAGAAAACUUUUCAGGAAAUAGGUGUCAAGAGACACGAUUUAUUAGUCAAGUUAAGAAUGCUAAAUGAAAUGGAAACAGAAAUCGCCAAAGCAGAAUGGCGCAACUGGCUUAUGAGUGAGUUACAGCGAUGCGAUUAUAUCAAUGAUGAGUUAUUCAAGACAAUUAAAGCUGACGCUAAUGAGAAGACUUAUAGUGAGAUGGCCUCGGGGAUAAGUUCCGUUGAAUCUUACUGCGAAUGCUGCUCGGCCGAAUUAAAAAACUUAGAUCUUUUAUAG